Messenger RNA from Cryptomeria japonica (Japanese cedar), 2460 nucleotides. RefSeq lists its product as uncharacterized. The record is from RefSeq and is a predicted model, not a curated record. The coding region runs from base 239 to 2059 and encodes 606 amino acids. The transcript is spliced from 4 exons. Gene Ontology annotation, molecular function: protein binding. NCBI's taxonomy places the organism in Eukaryota, Viridiplantae, Streptophyta, Pinopsida, Cupressales, Cupressaceae.
UUUUUUAACAGAUCUCCUUUCUCCAACAAAAACCCCACAACCAACAAAGGCUCUCAUCCAUUUCUGAUCUCCUUCAUUCCCACACAGCCGAGCUGAGCUCCUUUCCCAUAAAACAUGCGAGAGAGAGCUUGGCUCAGCCCUGUUUUGGUUUUUCUAUUGUAAUUGCAAGGUUUUCAAAAGCCUCAAUCUUCUGAUUUCACAAAGCUUUGAAGAAAAACAGGGAAGGAAGGAGACCAAAAUGGAAAAUAUGAGGAGAAGCAUCCCUCAAUGCGGCCAGAGAAUAUCUAAGUCCGCUCCUUGUAGCCCUGCGAAGCCUUCUAAGAAGCCGCCUUCUCUACCUGCUCGUGCUGAUUCAUUUCACAUCAUUCACAAGGUCCCUCUGGGUGACACCCCUUAUGUUAGGGCCAAACAUGUUCAGUUGGUAGAGAAGGAUCCAGACAGGGCAAUUGCCCUGUUUUGGGCUGCUAUCAAUUCCAAUGAUAGGGUUGACAGUGCCCUUAAGGACAUGGCCAUUGUGAUGAAGCAGCAGAAUAGGCCUGAGGAAGCUAUUGAAGCGAUCAAGUCCUUGCGCAAUAGAUGCUCUGAUCAAGCACAGGAAUCCCUUGACAAUGUAUUGCUUGAUCUGUUCAAGAGAUGUGGGAGAUUGGAUGAUCAAAUAGGCCUCCUGAAGCACAAACUGAAUCUCAUUCAUCAAGGCAUGGCAUUUAAUGGCAAACGCACAAAAACUGCUAGGUCCCAGGGCAAAAAGUUCCAGGUUUCAAUUGAACAGGAGACCACCCGCUUGCUGGGCAACUUGGGUUGGGCUUACAUGCAGCAGAACAACUAUGUUGCUGCGGAAGCUGUAUACAGGAAAGCCUUAUCCAUUGAACCAGACAACAAUAAGAUGUGCAAUCUUGGAAUUUGCUUGAUGAAGCAGGGAAGGAUUGUAGAGGCAAAAGCCAUGCUUCGAUGUGUAAAGCCUGCUUCUUCAGAGGGGCCUUGGGGUCUUGACUCUCAUCUCAAAUCAUAUGAAAGAGCUCAAGAGAUGUUAAAAGAGCUUGAAUUGCAAUCACAAUCUAACUCUAAUGAGAAUCCAGAAUCAGAAUUGGCUAUUGCUGCUCUGCAGUCCUCAUUAUGGUGGCAACCUCAGCCUUGUCCUGCUAGGCAUCAAUUCCCAAACAGAAACCAGCAAACCAAAAGUCUGGUUUCAGAUUCACUGGGUGCAGGACAUACCACAACAUUUUUGGCAACAGCAGGAUUUGGACCUUUACAACACAAAUCCCAACACCCAGUGUUAGCUCCCCCUCCUCCAAAGGCACCUAAUUCCCACUUCUCAAUGUUCAGCAAUGGUUUCUGGGAAGAAAAUGGAGGAGAUGGAGUGGGGGAGGCUUUUGCCGAUGAAAACAUCAAUUCCAACAUUAAUAUCCCUGGCAGGCUUCCCCCUUUGGGUGCUAAUGGUUCUAUGAUGCAGAGGCAUACAGGAGCUUUGAAGCAGAAGCUGGAUCAAGUGGUAUUUAAUGGCACUGCAAAAGCUGCAUUUCCUCCUUUAACCUCAAACAACAUUAUGAAUAAAGACCAUCUUCUCAACAGUGCGGCGCCACCAUUUUUUGUCAGGAAUAAUAAUAAUAAACAGGGCACUGAAGACAGAAUGCCUCUCACAUUAGAUAUGACUAAUAACCCUAACAUUGUGAUGCCAUUUGCAGCAGUAAAUCCGGUUUUGGGAGACAAUGGUAGGAAUGCUGCCAAAUUCAGAGAGCCCAUCAACGAAAAUCACCCUCCACCAAGGAGAUCACUCUCUUUUGGGUGUGUGGAUAACGGUGGCAAUUUUGAUUCUCUUCAUUCUACAGAUGAACACCACUUUCAUUUACAGAACAACAAGCCUCUCACAAAGGCUAAUUCAAUUUCGCUUCCAUUGCAAGAUAUGGCAGAUCCAUGGCCUGAUAGCCAAGAAUUUGAAGAUGCCAUUUUGGCUGCACUAUGUGAUUCUAAUCCCACUUCCCAUGAGGACAAAGUCCGGAAAAGGCUCCGAGUAUUUCAGGAGCUAACUGCGAGCCCAAAAGUCGGAAAGGGGCUUGCCUAAAGGAGAUACAACAGCAUCAUUUCAUUUCUUUUCAAUUGGAAUGGAUUAUUUUUAGUCCAAAGGACUUAAAAGUAUUCUUUUAACAGCAGCGUUCCAAGUAACUGAUUGUACAGCAAAAAAAUUGUUUGUUUAACGGCAUAAGGCGUUGGGUGCUUUAUUUAAGGAGAGGAGUCUGGAUUCUUCUACAGAAAUCAAAGAAGAACAAACUAGGUGUGAAGGAAAAAAAUGUCAAAUAGGUGGCGACAUUCUUAGUCGCUUUUGAUCUUGAACUUGCAGGCAGAGCCUGGUUCAUAUGUAAAAGUUAUAGAGAUUUCUAUUUAUAAUGUUCUCUCUGACUUGGAAUCAUUUCUGUUCUUUGGUUAUGUAGCAGAAUUUAAUUUUAAUUCUCUAAAUGUUUUUAA